AGAGAGAGAGAGCACGAAAAGAGCAUAUUUUUAAUAAUGGGAUUUUCCUAUUCACUGUUUAUACAAAGCAACACACACAACUUCUGGUAUACAUACAAAAUGCGGAGGCACAGUACUCCCUCUCUCGCUCUCGCUCUCUCUGUCGCUGUGUUGUUUUGGUACUGCUAUAUUCUCCCCCCGCCAGACAGUGACUGGUAUUGUUUUGUGAAUGGGGAGCUUUGUUACUGCUGUUGCUUUUGUUGUGCGCUAAUGGUUGUGUUGUUGUUGUUGCUGGGCUGAGUAUUAUAGUGGGGACCAGCAGCAAAUCUAGUCUGCUGUACAUUCAUAUCGUUUAGUCUUUAACAUUCUCUUGAUUCUGCGCGAUCGUGUGACGCCGUUUCUUUGUGGAUUGUUUUUGUCUUAUUUUUCUUGGCUUUUGCAGUUCUUAUACGAUUUUACUUGGAUAUCUUGUUGGAGAUUGUGAAAGAAACAAGAAAACAAAAAUAUGAAAGAUUGUUGUGGUUGAUUUUGAGCCAAGUUAAGAAGAAAAAGAUUUAAAAGUGAAUAUUAAAAUCGGUUUAUAGGCUGGCUGGCUAGCCUGCCAACACAAAACAAAAUCCAAAUUGAAAUAAAUAAAUUUGUGGAGCAAUAAAAGUGAAAAAAGUGGCCAUAAAUGUUUAUGAAAUCAUUUUCCAAGAAAUAGAAAAACGUAACCGCUCUUUCUUGUUCUUAUUCGCUACUAUUGAUCGAUCGAUACUGGUUCGGUUUAUAGGUUUUUUCUUGUUUCGCUGGGCGACUCUCCCUAGCAAAAAACAACAACAAAAAAGGGGAGAAAUAACAAACAAACCAAAAUAAAAAAAGCAAAGUGAAGUGUGUGUAAAAAAAAAGAAAAGUUGCGCGAAAAAUACAGUGAAUGUGCGAGCGAGCAUAGAAAGAAGAAGGAAAUCGUCAAAGAAAAACACACAGAAAAUAGAAAAGUCUGCAAGCCAAGAAGCAGCAUUGGGUCGGCCGUCCCCCCUUUCGUGUGUGUGUGUGUGUGUGUUAGUGUGCGAGUGCGAUAGUUCAAAUGGAAGUGUUGCUGAUCAUUAACCUUUUAGUGCUCAAUCUCCGUAGCCAUCACUCCGUAGCUAGAAGAAACAUCUGUUCAUUCGGUUCGGUUCUUAAUGAGCAGCAAUAGUCAGUUAGUUGUUGCCCGACCCAUUUGCCAAAGUUGAAAGCAAGAAAGAAAAGAAUAAAAAAGAAAGGCGUAGGCAAGUCAUUAAUAAUGAAAUUGUGAAAUAAAACGCAAAGCAAAAGAAAAGAAAGAAAAUUGCAAAAGUUGCCAUAACAAAAAAUAAUUCAUAAAUCAAGUAGCCACUCACUCUCUCUCUCUCCCCCCAUGUUAGAAGUUUGGGGCUGUUACUUGCAAGUGCCAAAUUAGAAAAUUAAGUGAUCUCAGUGAAAAACAAAAUUGCACCAAACUCCAAUCUAUUCUAUAAAGCUAAAGAAACCCAUAAAACGCGCCUAUUUUUAUCGAGAUUUCAUCAUCGCUAUUAACGCUUGGAGAAUACACCGCGCGAUCCAUGUAUCUACAAGUAAACCAUUUGGUCUGAUCAUUAUCAGUAGCACAGCAAGCAGGCGAACGUCAUUAGCUGUUCGGCCUCCCCUCCACGCUUACCCCUUUCAUUAUAACAGCAAAAAAACAAAAACGCUUUGAGGUCUGGUCCGACAGCCACUUCAUUUAUAGCAGCAACAACAUACAGCAGCCGCCGCAGCAGCAGCAUUUCUUGUGUAUUCUUAGAAAUUUAACAAACAAACACACAUAUCUACAUACAAUACAUAUUCAAUAUCUAAAUAUACCUACCUACCGACAGAUCGACCGACCAUCAUCAUCAUCACAGCCAAUGGUUAACAUAGAAUACAAGCCAAAGCAAAAACCGUCCGAACGCCGCCACCGCCGUCGCCUGAUAUUAAAACAAAAAUAACAAGAAGAAGAGAGGCGCAGGAAAAAUACACACAACACAAAACGAAGAGAUCGUCGUUUUUGUCGCCAUCAUCAGCGCAAAUCGUCGUUGUCGUCGUCAUCGUCAUCUUCGCGCGUUGUCGUUUGUCGUAAUAUCGAAGUAGCUUAGCAGAAAAUCAACAAACAUAAAGAAAACCUAAAUUUAUCUACGGCAAACUUCUUGCCAUUUUUACUCGCGUGCUGCCUGCCCGCCCCCUGCCGCCUAUGCUAUUCGUCUAAUUUGGUUCUUGGAUUUAUACGCGCCAUUAAAUUUAGUUCAUUUGAGUAGAGUGUUUUCCUUCCUCGAUAUUGUCAAGUUUUGAAUUUGUUCUUGUUGUUGUUUCAAUAAUCAAAAUCACGCAUGAAAAACAUUACCAGCUCAGGCACUUGCGGCAGCGGUCUGCUGCAAUUGCAGAAUAAUUUGGUCGUUAGCCAUCAAUUGGAAAACGGUGAUGAUACAAAACAAAAAGACGGUAUAGUCGGCCCUGGCACAAUAACCUCACCGUGGACGCCAGUGAGCGCCGGUCCCCCAGGAGCCCUGGGACCGGGCGACUCCAAUGGCAGUAUGGUUGACAGUAAAAAUCUCGAUGUGGGCGAUAUGAGUGAUGACGAAAAAGAUCUCUCAAAUGCCGAUGCUGAAGGUGUUUGGAGUCCAGACAUUGAACAGAGUUUUCAAGAGGCCCUCUCCAUAUAUCCGCCAUGUGGUCGACGAAAAAUUAUACUCUCAGACGAGGGUAAAAUGUAUGGACGCAAUGAACUUAUCGCCCGUUAUAUCAAACUGCGAACCGGUAAAACGAGAACCCGCAAACAAGUCAGUUCUCAUAUACAAGUUUUGGCCCGUCGAAAAUUGCGUGAAAUUCAGGCGAAAAUCAAAGUUGAGCCUAACGGAGUUAUAGGUGGUCCCGGUUCAGCCAACAAUGCUGCCGUCUUGCAUUUACUUAGAGAAAAGGAGAAAACCUUACAGGCCAUGUCGGGCAUGACAAGUUCCCAGAUCGUUUCCGCACAGGCGGUAAAAGAUCUAUCACUGUCCCUUACUGCCGGUCUACAUCCGCAUGCUGUGCAUCCACAUCACACACAUCCACACUUAAAUCCCCAUCAUCUCCACCACCACCAAUCCAGCCACUUACACAGCCAUUCGGCCACCACCUCCGGAAACCACCCACAACAUCCACACCACCUACACAAUCACCUUCCGUCCAGUGUAGCCGCCGGAGCUGCUGCCUCCGUCAAUUCUUUGGUUCAUCCCUUGCGCUCCGAUAUGAGUGGGUCAACGACGACACAUUUAGCACCACCCCACCCCCAUCAUCAGCAAGCGGCAAAUUCGCAAUUUUGGCAACCUGGUCUCCAGCCCAGCACUUCACAAGAUUUUUAUGAUUACAGUAUAAAACCAUUUGCACAACAACCAUAUCCCGCCGGUAAACCAUCAACAGCUGUAUCUGGUGAUAUUGAAGCAGGUCUUCCACCAGCCCAGCUGCCGUGGGAGGGACGGGCGAUAGCAACGCACAAAUUUAGAUUGUUAGAGUUUUCAGCGUUUAUGGAAAUGCGACGAGAUGAAAUUUACCACCGGCAUUUGUUUGUACAGUUGGGCGGUAAACCUUCCUUCUCGGAUCCCUUGCUUGAGACCGUUGAUAUCCGACAGAUCUCUGAUAAAUUCCCUGAAAAAUCAGGUGGUCUUAAAGAUCUCUAUGAAAAAGGUCCACAAAAUGCUUUUUAUUUGGUUAAAUGUUGGGCCGAUCUUAAUACCGAACUCACUGGUAGUGAAACUGGUGAUUUCUAUGGCGUUACCAGCCAAUAUGAAAGUAAUGAAAAUGUUGUCUUAGUGUGUUCGACAAAAGUCUGCUCCUUUGGCUCACAGGUUGUGGAAAAGGUUGAAACAGAAUACUCACGCUUAGAAAAUGGUCGCUUUGUAUAUCGUAUAGAACGCUCGCCAAUGUGUGAAUAUAUGAUUAAUUUCAUACAGAAAUUGAAAAAUUUACCUGAACGAUAUAUGAUGAACAGUGUAUUGGAGAACUUUACAAUAUUGCAAGUAAUACAAUCCCGCGAAACACACGAGACCUUACUCUGUAUAGCGUAUGUCUUUGAGGUGGCUGCCCAGAAUAGCGGAGCUACACAUCAUAUUUAUCGAUUAAUAAAGGAAUAGCAUGAACUUCCCUCCAUCAAUGACA
Molecule: messenger RNA, 4125 nt
Organism: Musca domestica (house fly)
Lineage: Eukaryota; Metazoa; Arthropoda; Insecta; Diptera; Muscidae
Gene: scalloped
Product: protein scalloped
Exons: 11
Coding region: 2322-4100 (592 amino acids)
Biological process (GO): hippo signaling; embryonic organ development; regulation of transcription by RNA polymerase II
Cellular component (GO): transcription regulator complex
Molecular function (GO): DNA-binding transcription factor activity, RNA polymerase II-specific; RNA polymerase II cis-regulatory region sequence-specific DNA binding
Source: RefSeq, a predicted model, not a curated record